UCCUCAAACCCUCUCUCACCCAUAACCCUCCUAUACGGGUUUUCUAUUACACAACCGUAACAUCUGUUCAAAACCAAACCCUAGAUCCCUCUCUCUCCAAUUACUUGAUAUAACCAUGGUUUCCGACGCCAGCAAGAAGAAGGCUGCUCAAAAGAAGGCGGCGGCCGCUGCCAAGAGAGGUGGAAAAGCAGCUGCAACCUCCUCAAAAGCAGCGGCGGCUGCCGAUUCGCAGAAUGGAGUUGUUGAUAAGUUGUCGAAUGGAGUUGGAGCUCUUCAGGUUUCCGAUCGGACUUGUACUGGCGUCCUAUGCUCACAUCCUCUUUCCAGAGAUAUCCGCAUUGAAUCAUUGUCAGUUACUUUUCAUGGACAUGAUCUCAUUGUUGAUUCUGAGCUGGAGCUAAACUAUGGCAGACGAUAUGGAUUGCUUGGUUUAAAUGGAUGUGGGAAAUCAACACUCCUAGCUGCAAUAGGGUGUCGAGAGCUUCCAAUUCCAGAGCACAUGGACAUAUAUCACCUCACCAGGGAGAUUGAAGCUUCUGACAUGUCUUCACUUGAGGCUGUGAUAAGCUGUGAUGAGGAGAGGUUGGAGUUGGAGAAAGAAGCAGAGGCCUUGGCUGCACAGGAUGAUGGAGGUGGAGAAGCUCUUGAUCGUGUUUAUGAGCGUUUGGAGGCCAUGGAUGUGGCAACUGCAGAGAAACGUGCUGCUGAAAUUUUGUUUGGUCUUGGAUUUAACAAGCAAAUGCAAGCAAAGAAAACUCGAGAUUUUUCUGGUGGCUGGAGAAUGAGGAUUGCAUUAGCUCGGGCUUUGUUCAUGAACCCAACUGUCCUCUUACUUGAUGAGCCAACCAAUCAUCUUGACCUUGAAGCCUGUGUCUGGUUGGAGGAAACUUUAAAGAACUUUGAACGCAUUCUAGUUGUGGUUUCUCACUCUCAGGAUUUCUUGAAUGGUGUCUGCACAAACAUUAUCCACAUGCAAAACAAGAAAUUGAAAAUCUACACUGGUAACUAUGAUCAGUAUGUUCAGACUCGUUCUGAACUGGAAGAAAACCAGAUGAAACAGUACAAAUGGGAGCAGGAUCAGAUUUCUUCCAUGAAGGAGUAUAUUGCCCGAUUUGGGCAUGGGUCAGCAAAGUUAGCUCGUCAGGCGCAGAGCAAGGAGAAAACUCUUGCUAAAAUGGAACGUGGUGGGCUUACAGAAAGGGUUGUGAGAGACCAUGUUCUGGUCUUUCGCUUUGUUGAUGUGGGGAAGCUCCCACCACCCGUGCUUCAGUUUGUUGAAGUAACCUUUGGCUACACGCCUGAUAACCUUAUUUAUAAGAAUCUUGACUUUGGUGUCGAUCUGGACUCUAGGGUUGCGCUGGUUGGCCCCAAUGGAGCUGGAAAGAGUACCUUGCUGAAGCUAAUGACGGGUGACUUGGUUCCUUUAGAUGGCAUGGUUCGCCGGCACAAUCACUUGAGGAUUGCGCAAUUUCAUCAACACUUGACUGAGAAACUAGACCUGGAAUUAUCUGCUCUGCUUUUUAUGAUAAGAGAGUAUCCAGGGAAUGAGGAAGAAAAAAUGAGGGCAGCGAUUGGGAAGUUUGGGUUGACAGGCAAGGCCCAGGUGAUGCCCAUGAAUAAUUUGUCAGAUGGGCAGAGGAGCAGGGUGAUUUUUGCUUGGCUGGCAUUUAGGCAACCCCACAUGCUGCUUCUGGAUGAGCCAACCAACCAUUUGGAUAUUGAGACCAUCGACUCCCUGGCGGAGGCAUUGAAUGAGUGGGAUGGGGGUCUGGUUCUUGUUAGCCAUGAUUUCAGGCUCAUAAACCAGGUAGCGCAGGAGAUAUGGGUAUGUGAGAAUCAGGCUGUUACCCGGUGGGAGGGCGACAUUAUGGACUUCAAGGCUCACCUCAAGAUGAAGGCAAGGUUGUCUGAUUGAGUUGAGUUGGAUCACAGGGACAGAUUCGGAUAGUGGUUGAGUAUCACGAGGCCGAGUGGGUGAUUUUAGUUUCCCCAGGAUGAAGAAAGCAGCUUGUAGAGAGGAGGGGAUGGGUGACAAGGGGCUUGUUUAUUGUUUCGAGCCAAAUGUUCAUCGUAUCCUUUGCUCGGUUACUAGGGAGUAUUAUUUCUGUUUUCUUUAAUUACGAUUGGCGAUCUACUGCUAGACUUGGUCCUUUACCAAGGUGGUGGUAUGUGACAAUAUUUAUUUAGUUCAGAGGCGAUGCUGAUGUGAUCCUCUUGUUACAUGUGUACUCUGAAAAACAUGUUAUGCUACUUUCUUCCCUAUGCUACUUUUAUUCCGCUUUUAAAGUUUUGGUGUCGCCUACUGGAUUUGCAUCUGCAUGAUGGUAAUAAAAUGUUCCACUUGAUUUUA
This is a messenger RNA of Populus euphratica (Euphrates poplar), 2350 nucleotides long. RefSeq names its product ABC transporter F family member 1-like. Lineage: Eukaryota; Viridiplantae; Streptophyta; Magnoliopsida; Malpighiales; Salicaceae. The transcript is spliced from 5 exons. The record is from RefSeq and is a predicted model, not a curated record. Gene Ontology annotation, molecular function: ATP binding; ATP hydrolysis activity. The coding region runs from base 116 to 1915 and encodes 599 amino acids.